Ostreobium quekettii is the source of this 162-nucleotide messenger RNA. The record is from the annotation of a GenBank genome assembly. NCBI's taxonomy places the organism in Eukaryota, Viridiplantae, Chlorophyta, Ulvophyceae, Bryopsidales, Ostreobiaceae.
AUGGCGGUGGCCGCCGGCCUGCGCCGCGCGCUGAAGAGCUGUGGCGACGCCGGGGCGCUGCGCACGGCGUACGGCGCCCUGGUGCGCAGCCUGGACGGAAGCUUCCGGGAGGGCCGCGCGGGCCUGGACGUGCUGGUGCUCUGCGCGGAGGCCGCCCUCAAG